GGCACAAUGCAGACUGUCCUAUUCGUUGCUUGUCUGGUAGCCGUGGCUGCGGCGGGGACCAUCCCCAAGCCUGAAUUCGAAGCCAAGACUGUUGACAAUGAGUUCAUCGCCAAGCAGAGGAAGGUGCUGUCCCUGCUGCAGCACAUCACGCAGGUGAACGUGGACGCCGAGUACUACAAGAUCGGCAAGGAAUACGACAUCGAGCACAACUUCGAGCACUACACCAACAAGAAGGCCGUCGAGGAGUUCCUGACCUACUACAGGCAUGGUAUGCUCCCCCAUGAUGCCAUCUUCUCCGUCUACAACGAGGAGUGCAGGGACGAGGCCAUCGCCCUCUACCACCUGUUCUACUACGCCAAGGACUUCGAGACCUUCUACAAGACCGCCGCUUGGGCCCGCGUCUACCUCAACGAGGGACUCUUCGUCUACUCCUUCAGCAUCGCCGUCCAGCACCGUGACGACACCACCGGAAUCGUCCUCCCCGCUCCCUACGAAGUCUACCCCUACUACUUCGUCAACUCCGAUGUCAUCGCCAAGGUCCAGGGCAUCAAGAUGCAGCGCUUCUUCAUCCCCAAGUGGGUCGCCCCUUACUUCAGCAUUGUUGAGGAGAACAACGUUUUCAACAUCGGCGCCAACUACUCCGGCUGGUUCAACAACGUAAACCAGGAACAGAAGCUGUCUUACUUCACCGAAGACAUCGGCCUUAACACUUACUACUACUACUUCCACACCAGCAUGCCUUUCUGGAUGAACGGUGAGGAAUUCGGAGUCCUGAAGGAACGCAGGGGAGAGAUCUACUUCAACUUCUACCAGCAGCUGUUGGCCCGUUACUACUUCGAGCGUCUGACCAACGGACUUGGUGAGAUCCCCGAGCUGUCCUGGAGGUGGCCCAUCAAGACCGGCUAUGUGCCCCACAUGGUCAACCACAACCUGCAGCCAUUCGUGUCCAGGAACAACUACUACCAGAUCCAGAACGAAGACAACAUGCGCGACCUCGAAUACUUGGAAUCCUACGAGAAGCAGUUCCUGCAAUACCUGGAAGCUGGCAAAUUCAAGGCCUACAACAAGGAAGUCGACUUCAGCGACUACAAGUCCGUCAACUUCGUCGGAAACUUCUGGCAAUCCAACGCUGACCUCACCACCCCCAGGAACUUCGAGCAGUACUACGAGAUUCUCGCCCAGGUCCUUCUUGGCGCUGCCCCCAAGACCUCUGGCAAAUACUCCACCGCCCCCAUCGUCCUGAAGCACUACCAGACCGCUCUCCGCGACCCCGUGUUCUUCCAGCUGUACAAGCGCAUCCUGUACUACUUCCUGCAGUACAAGCAGUACCUCGAGCCCUACACCAGGGAGACCCUCGAAUUCACCGGCGUCAAGAUCAACGACGUUAAGGUCGACGACCUCGUCACCUACUUCGACUACUUCUCCUUCAACGUCUCCAACGCCGCUUUCUACAGCAAAGAGGAGCUCACCAACGUGCCUUACUCUUACCUGGUCCGCCAGGCCCGCCUCAACCACAAGGCUUUCGACGUCAAGAUUGAGGUCAAGUCUGACAUCGCCGCUGACGCUAUGGUCAAGAUCUUCAUGGCUCCCAAAUACGACAGCAACGGCUACCCCAUCACCCUUGAAGACAACUGGAUGAACUUCUUCCAGCUGGACUUCUUCAAGACCAAGCUGAACCAGGGCAAGAACGACAUCGUCCGCAACUCUGAGGACUUCUUCUACUUCAAGGAGGACUCCGUCUCCACCAACGAGCUGUACCGCUACCUGGACAACGGAAAGGUCCCCACUGACAUGUCCGAGUACUACUUCCUGCUGCCCAACAGGCUGAUGCUGCCCAAGGGUACCCACUCUGGCUUCCCCUUCCAGUUCUUCGUGAUGGUCUACCCCUACGUGCCUGCCCAGGACGCUGGUGACUACAAGAACUACAUCCUCGACAACAAGCCCUUCGGCUACCCGCUGGACCGCCCCGUCGACGAGCUGUACUUCUACCAGCCCAACAUGUACUUCCAGGAUGUGUUCAUCAAGCACGAGGGAGAGGAGAACGUGCACCAGUACAUGGUCCCCAAACUCGACCACCUCAAGAACGUUGUUGCCAAGCACUAAGAGGAGAGAGAAAGAGCUAUGUGAUGCCGAAACAUUCACGCUUGUGAAUAUAUAGAUUACCUACCUAUUUAUUAUAUAGUAAUGUGUGUAUGUAUGAUUUUCCAUCUUAAUGUAUCAAUUGUAAAAUAAAAAUAAUACUUAUAUUAAU
Messenger RNA from Plutella xylostella (diamondback moth), 2251 nucleotides. RefSeq names its product arylphorin subunit beta-like. Lineage: Eukaryota; Metazoa; Arthropoda; Insecta; Lepidoptera; Plutellidae. The record is from RefSeq and is marked provisional.